AUGUCUGUUCAGUUGGUGAGUGUUUUCUAAUUGCAUUGCCUCUCCAAUGAUUACUUUCCAGAGACGUAGCGAACGAAUUCAGAAGAAAAUAGCUGAGAAAACGGUGCCGAAGGUGGCGGUCGUGGCUGCGAAGAAGGCUGGGACCAGGAGCGGAAAAGAAAAGGAUCAAGCGAACAAGAUUGCGAAAUUGAAGAAAGAGCUCGCGGAUGCCAAAAAGAGACCCACCCAGGCGGUGUACCGUGGAGUCGUCGCCAAGUUCCACAAGGAGGAGAAGAAGGCGAAGGAGCAGGAUGUAAAGUUGAAGGCGCUCGCCAAGGAGAACGCUCAGAACAUCAGAAUCCUGAUGGAAGUGGCCGAAGAGGCUCAGGGCACGCUGAGAACUCUCGAGGAGCAGCAGAAGUUGAUAAAGGAGUCGGUUGCGGUUACGAAGAAGUUGGAGAAGGACAAGAUGAAGUUGGAGCACGAACUGAAGGAGAAGUCGGAGAUGGCCGACGUCAAGAAAGCGGAGCAGAUGCUAAAUAAGGAGAGGGAGAAGUCGAAAGCUCACCGGGAGAAGAUGCUCGACCUGCGAAAAAUGCUCGAACAGAAGGAAAAGGGGAACGGAGCGGUGAUGCCUUGGAAAACGUGCGAAAUCUGUGCGUUUGAGUACAGCGAUGAGCCGGACAGAACGCCCAGAGUGCUCGGUGAGUCGGAAAGCAACUCUGAGAAAAGUGGGUAAUCUUUCAGGAUGCGGACACACCGUGUGCGAGGAAUGCGGAAGGAACCUGUCGUCCGGCAGCUUACUACGGUGUCCUUUUGACCGAAUUUUCACUUGUCUUCCGGACGGAGACGUCAAGCAACUUCAGAAGAACUUUACGAUUCUGCAUAUGUAG
Caenorhabditis sp. 36 PRJEB53466 is the source of this 872-nucleotide messenger RNA. NCBI's taxonomy places the organism in Eukaryota, Metazoa, Nematoda, Chromadorea, Rhabditida, Rhabditidae. The record is from the annotation of a GenBank genome assembly.